Rhincodon typus (whale shark) is the source of this 1277-nucleotide messenger RNA. RefSeq names its product mitochondrial carrier homolog 2 (gene mtch2). Gene Ontology annotation, cellular component: membrane; mitochondrion. Gene Ontology annotation, biological process: positive regulation of apoptotic process. The coding region runs from base 89 to 1003 and encodes 304 amino acids. The record is from RefSeq and is a predicted model, not a curated record. NCBI's taxonomy places the organism in Eukaryota, Metazoa, Chordata, Chondrichthyes, Orectolobiformes, Rhincodontidae. The transcript has 14 exons.
CCCAAUCCUCCAAUUUUCCGCACAUUCACCUCCCCCCCGCCCCGCGGUCUCUGACGAGUUUCCGGUUCCGGGCCGUGCGCUCUGGGCCAUGAUGGCGGACACCAGGAGUCAGUUGUAUCUGGGCGCGGGGUUGACGGUGCUAUCCCACCCGCUUAUGUACGUCAAGCUGCUGAUCCAGGUCGGUCAUGAGCCCAUUGCACCAGUGAUGGGUCGAAACAUCUUCAGACGACCAGUUCUCCAGCUGCCCGGACUCUUUACAUAUGCCAAGCACAUUGUGAGCAUCGAUGGAAAGUGGGGUCUGUUUAAAGGCCUAACACCUCGCUUGUGUGCAGGAACCAUUGGGACCAUUGUACAUGGCAAAGUACUGCAGAGCUAUCAGGAGAUGAAAGAAAAUGAGUGCACCGAAAUGGAGAAAACUGGGCAGGAGCCAUCACUACACCAUGUGGUUGAAGAGACAAUGCGAGAGAUGAUUGCUCGUUCCACAGCCACUAUCGUCACUCAUCCCUUUCACGUGAUCACAUUACGAUGCAUGGUGCAAUUCAUUGGCCGGGAAACAAAAUACAGUGGGCUAUUCGGUUCCAUAGUAACAAUCUACGAGGAAGAGGGAGUUUUUGGCUUUUUUGCUGGUCUGUUUCCUCGACUGCUGGGUGAUGUGAUUUCUUUAUGGCUUUGUAACAUGUUGGCCUAUCUCAUCAACACCUAUGCAUUGGAGCCCCCCAGUCAGGGCUCACACAUCGGGGAGCUGAGGAGUUACUCACAGGCCGUGACUGGGUUUCUAGCCAGCAUGCUGACAUAUCCCUUUGUGCUUGUGUCCAACCUGAUGGCGGUCAACAACUGUGGGCUGGCUGGUGGUCUCCCUCCUUACGCAGCAGUGUACUCUUCAUGGAUUGACUGCUGGCACCAACUGAGCCGAGAGGGAAACCUGAGCCGAGGAAACAGUCUAUUUUUCCGGAAGGCUCCAGCUGGACGAACGUAUGCAGUUGAACAAAAGCGAUUUGUGUAGAUGCACGAGGUGAUGAGCUGCGAACUGAAAGGGACCAGUCAGUACUCGGGGAUCCAGCUGAUGUGAACGUUCCAAAGCCCUUGCGACAGUCCUGUCUGCAGUGAGUGUCCACAGCCAGCACUGGGGAGUGUUGUGUAGCCCUCCAACUGUACUGGUUCCUUGCUGAAUGAGGUACAAUGAUAAAAGAGCAGUAAAGCAGGCCUUUAUGUGUAGGAUUCAUCAACUGCCAUGUGUUGGAGUCUAUUUAAUAAAACAAAUUUGCAUAGCACUAUAA